UGGAAGCAAGGACUCAAAUUUAACAGAAUCCACCUUAAAAUCUCUGCCUUUACUCAAGCCCACCUUCCACCAUACCGCGUGAGAAUUACAGGAGAAAAAAAGAAAAAUUGUGGAGGUAAUAACGCAAUAUCUCCUAACCAAGGAGAGAAAGAAACGAGCACAACGAAAGGACUCAUUUGGACUUCAGAGAUAGCGGUAAGUGCUCUCAAAGCAGAAAAUUUGAUGAUGACCAUGACUACGAUGGCUGACGGUCUGGAGGCUCAAGACUCGUCAAAAUCGGCUUUCAUGGAGUUUGGACAGCAAUCGCACUCACAACAGAGCUCCCCGUCGAUGGCCGCCAGCCAUUAUCCGCUCCACUGUCUUCAUUCCGGGGCUCAUCAUCAUCAGCACGACAGCUCACCGUACUCCGGCUCGAACUCCUAUAACAGGUCGCUACCUUACUCCUAUGUAAGCCAUCCCCAACACAGUCCAUACCUGCCGUCCUACCACAGUAACGCCACCGGAGCACAGACCAGGUUAGACGCCACAGAACAGCAGAAGACAACAGUGAUUGAAAAUGGAGAAAUACGUUUCAACGGAAAAGGCAAGAAGAUCAGAAAACCGAGGACGAUUUAUUCAAGUUUGCAGCUUCAGGCAUUAAAUCACCGUUUCCAGCAGACUCAGUACCUGGCGUUACCAGAGCGCGCAGAAUUGGCUGCCUCUCUCGGGCUCACGCAAACACAGGUAAAGAUAUGGUUUCAAAACAAAAGGUCCAAGUUCAAGAAGUUGUUGAAACAAGGCAGUAACCCUCAUGAAAGUGACCCUUUACCUGGCUCCAUCGUUCUGUCCCCGCGCUCUCCAGCCAUUCCUCCUAUCUGGGACGUCUCAGCAUCCUCCAAAGGAGUAAACAUGUCUGCUAACAGCUACAUGCCCGGCUACUCACACUGGUACUCCUCGCCUCAUCAGGACGCCAUGCAGAGAUAGGCUACGAACCUGUUUAGGCCAGAGGCCUUGAUGUUGACAACCUGUCUUCGCCAAUUCACGUGCGCUAGGACACACAUUGUGAUCGCUUCAAAUACCUGAUAGAGAACUAUAGGCUACUAUUAGGCCGACGAUUUUUUUUUAAGGGUGAAGACAUCUGAUUUGGCGAUCUGAACGUGCGACAAUGGAACUGACUAUCUGAACUCUUCAAACGGAUUGUUUAAAAAUCGGUUCACAUGUUUGACUUGUAAUCAAACACACUAACACACACAUACACAAACACACACACACACACAUCGCCAACAUGAAACUGGGACAAGAACCGAUACGUUGUGUCACAAGCACGACGCUUCAGUCGCAUUUGAAAACGAACUCAAACCUGCAUAGAUGUUUCUGAUCAUGCAAAAGCAGUUUGAUUGUAAAUAUAC
Messenger RNA from Myxocyprinus asiaticus (Chinese sucker), 1388 nucleotides. RefSeq names its product homeobox protein Dlx6a. The transcript has 3 exons. Gene Ontology annotation, molecular function: DNA-binding transcription factor activity, RNA polymerase II-specific; RNA polymerase II cis-regulatory region sequence-specific DNA binding. Gene Ontology annotation, biological process: regulation of transcription by RNA polymerase II; embryo development; cell differentiation. Bases 223 to 963 code for a protein of 246 amino acids. NCBI's taxonomy places the organism in Eukaryota, Metazoa, Chordata, Actinopteri, Cypriniformes, Catostomidae. The record is from RefSeq and is a predicted model, not a curated record.